AUGGCCAUAACUGCCAUCACCUACAACCAUACCUGGACCUUCUCUCAUCCUCAUAAUGCACUUCCCCUCUUCCUCUCACACAGCAAUUUCACCAGGAUCACAUUUUCUCAUAGAAAGUAUGGUGCUGCCUCUGCCCCCUCUUCUCCACUCUCCCAUUUUCGCGUAUUUUGCCGAUCGGAGACAGAGUCACUGGAGAUAAGAAGGUGCGCUCCUAUUCUAGAAAGUUCAUUACUUGGUGAUAAAGGUGGUGUGGGCUCAGACGAAUGGAAAGUAGUUCCUGAUAUUUGGAGAUCUUCUGCGGAGAAGUAUGGUGAUAAUGUAGCCUUAGUAGAUCCAUAUCAUCAUCCUCCCACAACUAUGACUUACAAACAGUUGGAGCAGGCAAUUUUGGAUUUUGCGGAAGGGUUGAGAGUUAUAGGGGUAAGAACUGAAGAGAAGCUUGCGCUUUUUGCUGACAAUUCAUGUCGUUGGCUUGUAGCAGAUCAAGUGGUGGAUAACCCUGAAAUGUUUAACCGGGUUGCAAACACAUUUUAUUCAAGGACUACCAUGAGGUUUGUAAUUUUGCUUUGGGGAGAAAAAUCAGAGGUGCUAUCAUCCACCCUAUUAAUUACCCCCACGUGCCUCCCACCCACCACACGUCACGGGUAUUACAUUGCCUCCAGAGGAACUUAUCCCCAAGCUGCCCAACUUCAAUUCCACUAUCCCUAA
This is a messenger RNA of Sphenostylis stenocarpa, 708 nucleotides long. The record is from the annotation of a GenBank genome assembly. NCBI's taxonomy places the organism in Eukaryota, Viridiplantae, Streptophyta, Magnoliopsida, Fabales, Fabaceae.